GAGUCGAGUUGUGGGAUUCAAAUUGAGUUGGGCGGUGGGUUAUUCAGUUAGCCUGCGACGGACACGGCUGUUGCUGAGGAGGCAAGAGAGGACGGCUACGCGCGGAACUGAGGCGUCUGUGGCUGCUGCCAUCUCCACCGCUGCCUUCGUCAUGGCCCACAAGCAGAUCUAUUACUCAGACAAAUACUUCGACGAGAACUACGAGUACCGGCAUGUGAUGUUACCAAGGGAGCUCUCAAAGCAAGUACCAAAAACUCAUCUAAUGUCUGAAGAAGAAUGGAGAAGACUUGGUGUACAGCAGAGCCUUGGCUGGGUCCACUAUAUGAUUCAUGAACCAGAACCGCACAUCCUCCUCUUUAGAAGACCACUUCCUAAAGGCCAGCAGAAAUGAAAUGACUUCUCUAAAAUCUCCUGGGACUUUAUGAAUGUAUAUAAGUUGGUAGUAUUCAGUGAAUACUUGAAGAAAUGUACAGACGUCAUUACCUGUGCAUGAGCUGUAUUAUUCACAGCAACAGAGCUCAGUAAAAUGCAAACAAAGUAGGCUGCUAUGGUCUUGAGAACUCUCCUUUUUGUUAAGUGCCUAUUUGACUCAAUUUUGUUCAAUAAAGUUUACACGUUACAUGUAA
Messenger RNA from Hemicordylus capensis (graceful crag lizard), 626 nucleotides. It is a transcript of the gene CKS2, whose product is annotated as CDC28 protein kinase regulatory subunit 2. The coding region runs from base 152 to 391 and encodes 79 amino acids. Gene Ontology annotation, cellular component: SCF ubiquitin ligase complex; cyclin-dependent protein kinase holoenzyme complex. The transcript has 3 exons. Gene Ontology annotation, molecular function: ubiquitin binding; histone binding; protein kinase binding. The record is from RefSeq and is a predicted model, not a curated record. NCBI's taxonomy places the organism in Eukaryota, Metazoa, Chordata, Lepidosauria, Squamata, Cordylidae. Gene Ontology annotation, biological process: regulation of mitotic cell cycle.